AUGAAGACAUUAUUAGUCUGCGGCCUAGCCGUUUUGGCUAUUUCUACCGUAUUCGCCGAUGAUUUGGAUAGUAUCCUCGACGAUAUCGAUGAUGGCAAGGCUCCAGCUCAAGGUAACCUUUAGUGAGAAGCAUGAUUUCAAUUGUUAUUUUUUUGAAUUUUAAAACAUUGAAGAAGUUUUAAAAUUUAAAAUUUUUCUGUUAGAAAAAUUUUAAACUUUUAUUGACUUGGUAUAACUAAUUUCACUGCUGGGUUAAAUGUUGUGCAGAACGGCAAACGUAGGCAGAGUUUUCUCAUAUAAAAGGAAACAGUUGGUCCGUUCACAUUUGCUGACACAAAAUUAAUGAUUUUGAAGAGAAAACAAAGGGGAGAGCUUGGCUAUGCCGAAUUCAUGACUUUCUAUCUCUUUUUCAAAGCUUAAUAAUUUAACAAUAAAAAAAUUUUAUUAGGAUUUUUGAACUAAAUUUUUUAUUGUUUUUGCCAUAUAGAAAAAUUUUAAAACGUAUAUUCAACUUUCAAAAAACGUUUAAAAAUAUUUAAAUUUAGCUCCAAACCCAUGUGAUGACCACGUUUGUGGCUGGGGAAAGGAAUGUGUUGUGGACAAGAAGAACCGACCAGUCUGUGAAUGCAUCUCUAAGUGUCCCGAAUUCGAUAACGACCCAAAUGACAUGGUCUGCGGCAACAACAACCAAACCUUCUCCUCGUUGUGCGAACUCUACCGUCAACGUUGUGUGUGCAAGAGAAAGGGCAACAAGGAGGGAUGCACAUCUCCAGCCAACGCCAAAGUCCAUUUAGAGUACUUAGGUGCUUGCAAGGAAUUGGACCAAUGUACUGAUGAGCUGAUGGCUCAGUUCCCCGAACGUAUGGCUGACUGGCUUUUCCAGGUAACCGGAUUUUAAAUUUUGAUUUGCAUCGGAAAAUGAAUUGUUUUUGUAGGUGUUGUCAGUGGCGGGUUUGCAAUUUUAGUCUAGGGCAAAACAGCUCAAGAAAAUUUUUGUAGACCACAUUUAUUAGGGAACGGCACAGAAAAAUAGAAAGGGGCUGUCAUACUCGAAGUAAUUUGUUGGGUCGUUUUACAUCGAGGCAAAUAUUACAUAAAAUUAUAAAUAUGACAUAAUAAAUGUUGCGCAAUAACAUUUUUUGCAAUUUCUCUAAGGUACAUAAUUGUACUAUAACAUUAGGUAAUACCGCACAAAUUUUGCGACAUUUUUAUUUUACAUCAUUCACUGAUUCUUUUUCAGGUCAUGAAAGAACUGAAGAAGCGCCGUGAACUACACAACAUGGAAUGGGAAGAGUUGGUUUCAGAAGCCGAAACCGACGACGAAAAGCGCCACAUCUACCCAGUCAUCUGGAAGUUCUGCGAAUUGGACAUCAAGCCCCAUGACAAACACGUCAGUCACCACGAAUUGAUCCCAAUUACUGCUCCAGUCAUUCCAAUGGAAAGCUGUAUCAAGCCGUUCUUGGAACGUUGUGAUGCCGACAAAGACGGUAGCAUCACCAUCAAGGAAUGGGGAAAAUGUUUGGGAUUGAAGGAAGGCGAAAUUCAAGAACGUUGCUAA
This is a messenger RNA of Bursaphelenchus okinawaensis, 1558 nucleotides long. The record is from the annotation of a GenBank genome assembly. NCBI's taxonomy places the organism in Eukaryota, Metazoa, Nematoda, Chromadorea, Rhabditida, Aphelenchoididae.